UCAUGACACAACAUUGACAACAAGAUCUGGUCGCGCGGGGCAGGACGAACUGUUCUGGCGCAAACAGCACAUGCACCGUUCCAGGUUUAAAUCGGUUAAGAACCUAGCCCAGUUACCAUGAAGAGAUAUACAAAUCCUUUCCUGCCUGCUCUGCCAUUUCUUAGCAGACAUGGGAGAUAACUCCUUCCCAAGGAUACAGAAUCAAGACAGCGAACGACACCAGCCAUCAACAAAAAGCGGGCAAGAGAAGAGCAUAAAUAAAUGAUCAGGAUUAAUUAAUUAUACGACCGACUCCUUAAAGGCAGAUUAUAGCGACCUAUACAAUACACCAACCACCAUAAUCAGUAAACUGUUUGUAGCUAACACACGUACAACAUUUUACCAUCGCGUGUACAAGAGUUCUUCCUGCAGACUAUUUCUGGAAUUCGAUCGUAAUCAUGGAAACGUACACUGACGUUCUACUUGUUACCGCAAAUGUUGGGUCAUUAUUCGACAAUGUGGGUGAGAUUGAGAGUGACUGGCUUCGCGAAUUAUUUGGGACUGUCCAGAGUCACAAACCACGCUUCAUCGCCCUGCACUUCCAGGAGGUUGGAGGCAAGGACUACAUGGUCAAUAUGGGCCAUGCGGAGAACUUCUUCUGGAACAUUGAGUCCAGUGAGGAGAUGAGGGACUUUGACAGGGUCUGCAUCUAUGUGGACAACCACUUUAAGAACGUGGACAGCUUCACGGCCCUGGGAAGCAUGUACUUCAUCCACAAGUCAUUGAAAAACAUCUACCAAUAUGAUUUUAAUGUUAAAGAUUUUAAAGCAGUGUCUGGACAAAACAAGUAUGUGGGAUCCCUGGAUGGAGUAACCACAAUGGAGAAAGAAAAAUUCCCGAAGAAUUUCUGGCCUGAUUUCAAAUGGUCUAGGAAGGGCUUCAUGAGGACCCGGUGGAUCAUUCACAACCAGGGUCUGGACCUAGUCAACGUACACCUUUUCCAUGAUGCCUCCAACCUCAUUGCCUGUAAUGCCAGUCCCUCCAUCUACUCAGCCAACCGCCAGAAGGCCCUCAGAUAUGUCAUCAAUAGGAUAUCAGAGAGCAGCUACACUCCACUCCCCUUCUUCCUGUUUGGGGAUUUCAACUUCCGCCUGGACACCCUUAGCCUGGUCCAGAACUUGUCCACUUCAGCAGAGGUGCAGACAGUGAAGAAGGACAGCAGUAACGAGGUGGAGAAAAUAAUCUGUGAGGAAAAGGACAAUGACCACAAGAUUCUUCUCCAUAUUGAGACCAAGUUGUUUGCCUACCUGCACCAGGCAGUGUUCAGAGAGGACAACGGCAGGGCGAUUUUGAAAUAUGACAAGGAGAUUGCAGCCUUUCAAGAUGUCAUUGCCGAGGAAGAAAUCCUGUUUCCACCCAGUUACCCCUACAGUGAAGACUACACUAAACCCACCCAGUACAUGAACACUCGCUGCCCCUCCUGGUGCGACCGUAUCCUCAUGUCUCACACUGCCCAAGACAUCAUCCACAGGAGGGAUGAGGGAGAGAGCAGUGUGGUUUACAACAUACUGGGCCCUAAUGUCUGCAUGGGCGACCACAAACCUGUUUUCUUGUCCUUUGCACUGAAGACAAAUGGCCAUUGACAAGGAUCCCUCUGUGGUAAGAGUAUAUGUGCUAGUGAGUGUAUGUUCUUCUGUAGGUUUACAGGAUUAUAUCCAGGGGGUCUCUGAAAUAGCGAUCACAGGCCGUAAUCUUGUCCACCUCCCAGGCCUUAUUCUCCAGAGAGCGAUAGACCAGGCUGGCCCAGUGGAGUGCUGUUGGGAUAUGAACUAAAAUGAAGUGCCUCUGUGGACAAACUGCAUCCUUUGUCCAUAAUGUAGCUGGACCAUCUGUCUAUAGAAUCCUCUCCACUGUCACUGUGUGUGGCUACACUAAGCCCAAUGUGGGUCCUCUUUUCAUUCAUUACCAGACAGAUCGCCACCCAGAGAGACAUUCAUUGUGCAGGGCAGUGUAUUGGCAUUUUUACGGCUGUGAUUUUGUUUUGCUGCCAUUUCUAUGACUUUUUCAUAUGAUGGUUUUCUCCUUAAAGAGGUUUUCUCUUCAGAAGUUUCUAACAGUGACAAAAGCCAUGGUUCAGAAAGACUUACAGCUGUCAAUGAGCUUUUCAAUGAGGGGACAGCAUACCAAAGCAUAUAAUAUGUGAUUCUCUGGUCUGCCAUGGCUAUCCUGGUCCCAUCUAUGAAUCCAGCAGGAUUUCACACAAUUUGGACUUGUAUCUUUUGUUUUUUUAGGAACUCCUUUAGCAAUCCUAUAUCAUUAAUUUACACAUUGAAACAAUUUAUAGAUGAUUUCCAGAUGUUACUGUAUGUUUUCCUUGUGCAUGGUAAAUAGAGUUAACUUUUUUCCCAUUAUCUAAGCCAGUGUCUAUCCAACAUUGGUCAUCACCAUCACACACUCCCACUCCGCUAUCCGUACCAGAGGAUAAACAGAGCAGCUCCUACCCAGUCACGGCACCCAGCCUCUCACCGAAGUGCAUGCAAUUCAGUCAGUUUCCAACCAACCAAGCCUCUCAUUCUAUUCUCCUCUCACUCCAAGUUAUUGAUUGCAAUGACUUGGGUGACAUCAUCACAGAUUUGAUCAUCAGCAUUAUGGAUUUUUUUGACAGACAAUUUGCUCUGUCCUGUGCUUGGCCAUACGUCUCUCGCCAUCCAUACCCCAAAAUGUACACCGAGAUGGUAUUUUCUGGGAGUCCUCUCUUCAGUGAUGGAUCGUUGGAAUAGGACCAACGUAAAGACAAUCGACUAUGUGACCGUGGGACUGCUGAUGUUUAGGCCAUGGUCUUGUCAGGGAGGGACCAGCUCUCGCCCAAUGGGAGGAAGGAGACAUGUGAGGACACACACACAUAUACACACUCUGGCACUCUGCCAAGUAAAUACCCUGACUUUAGCUGGUCAAACGGUUUUAAAGUGUCAAGGGAUUAUAAUGAAGUAUUGACCAUUCCUUCUGACAUUCCUGAAUGGAAUAUCCAUGCAUGCUUUUAAUUUGUAUGUUAGUAGUCUUUUAUUUUCUUACUGUUUUAACUGUUUACCAUCAACAUAAGCAUGCUGAAAGCAAACACUCACAAACACAUUAAACAAAAGCUGCUACAGUAUUUCAAUGCACUAUCAGCAUGUUUGUCAGAAUAGAGCAGUAGUGUAAUACACAUUUCUCUGUGCAUUAUUAUGUUGUGCAGUCUUUUGUUGGAAACAUACAUUUUUACCAGUAUGUACAUACUAUCCCAGCUCAUCCUUGGAACACUGAACUCCAACAAAACGCUCCAUUUGCCUCCUAAUGCCACGCUGAGGUCAUUUUUCCUAACCUACUAUCUCAAUGGUGUUAUAAACUCAGCUUAAAUCAAUAAAAUGAUGUAAAAGACCAGUGGGCCAGAUUCAGGCUGGGAGCCCAUAAGGUCAGUAUGAAAUGUGGAAUGGGCGCCUUCCUUUCCCAUCAGACCUCUGCCUUGGAUUCCCUCAGCCUCUAAAGUGUAGAUUCUACAUGCUGCUGAAUACUGAUGAUCACAGCUCUGCCUGCCUGUUACCACACUCUGCUGGGUAUACUCUCUGGUGGCUUGUACGUUGACAUAUUAUGGGGUGGGCCUAUGUAAUGUACAACCAUGGUUCAACUGUAAGGUUAGUCUACUCUAUCGGACAUCAGAGCAGACAUGGGUGGCUAAAUGUUGUGUCGGCUUCUGUGAAUAUUCAAUUAAAUGGAAAUGUUCCACAUUCAGACAAUAUCAGCACAAAAAUACACCAAGCUUGCUACAUCAGUCACUGAUAGGAGUUGAUUUUGCUGCUCCCUUAUAAGGACAUCACGAUUUAUGUAGUCUUAUUUUAAUUAAUGAUGCGUAUUGCCGGUGGUACAGUAGGUAGCUACAUUCUUGUUACCACGAAGUGCUUUAUUCCACAAACUAUGACUGGGUCCUUUAAAGUAGCUCCUAAGAGAUUCAUAAAUAUGUUUUCAUUUGUUUUUAGAGAAUUGAAGAGUGUGCUAAUAGAGAUUUCUCUUGUUCAGGGGAGCUGACACGAUGUUAUUCUGUUUUUAAUAAUGUAUCCAUUGUUUUACAAGCAGCAUCUUCUGGACUCUUUCAGUUACUGUGAUCAGUUUGAUUGUUUUACCAAACAAUAACUUGUUUACUAUCCCCCUCUUUAAUUUGAAUGUGGAUGUGUCUGGAAUGGAUGUUUGAUACUACCUUCACAUGCACAUCCAUGCACACGUUCACACAGGCCAAGUUUGAACAAUUUGAAGCUUGACACCUACGUAUUAUUUUGGUUACAGUUAUUUUAUUGAGGAUAUCUCUAUGUUUUAUGUUUAUUUGUGCUGUAGCAACCUCUUCAGAUCUUUGUUCAUUGUCCAUGUUCUGUUUUGUAUGAAAUUGAGGGAUAGUUUGCAUCAUUUUGCUUUGAUAAGGACUAUUUCAAAGACUUAAAAUAUAAUAAUGGAUUUCUUAUUGAUUUAAUAGUUGUAUCAAAUAUUCAGAAUGCACUUAAAUGUUAAAUGCCUAUUAAUGAAGUUAUUCAAAUGUUGUACUCUUAUUUUAAGGUAGAAAAUGCAUAAUUUGUCAUCAAUCUUCCUCUGUAGUAUGUGGUGAUUGACUGACACUCAAUCUGCUGUGAAGUAAUUAUAGACUGAUAUGACAAGGAUUCAUUAGUUCAAAUGUAUAUAUAGAUUAUCCUUGUAAUUUGGACCUUGUCAAAUGUCCUUAAUUAGUUUACAAUCAAUAAUGUAUGGGUCUGCGUGGAAAGUGCAAGGCCCACUCAAUCAUAUACUUAUACUAGUUGAUUCAAGGUAUUGUCAACAUAUUGUAAUGCCCUUAGAGUUCAACAUGAGGCCAGUAGUAUUGUUAGAUGGAGUGGACUAAUGCCGUUUUAAAAUUUUCUGGUUGAACACAAAAAAAACACUAUACUCAUGUAAUGCUUCCAGUUUUGUAAAUAAAUGUUGACCACUGCAAUUACAUUACUGUAUUAUUCUCCCUUAAUGAGAUUAUAUUCACUGGACACACUGGUUGAAUCAACUCUGUUUCUAUGUAAUUUCAAUUAAAUUCUGCUAAACCAACAUGUAAUAUACUUUGAAUUAACUUCUGCGCCCAGUGGGUUCCUUGUAAAACCAAUGUCAAUGUUAUUGCUGCUAGCUUGAUUCUUCUCAGCUGGCAUUUUACUUGCACCUCUCGCAGGGUAAUGCAAGUGUUUUUCUUUGGGUAGGUAACUAUGAUCGCUAUUUGUCUUUCUAGUUCUGCUACACCAGUAAUGGCAUGUCCCGCAUGACACAAACAUUUCCAUUUGAUUUCAGAUUAAGUUCUUAAGGAACUGCUUCACUCCAAUGUUUGCAGCCAGAACUGGAUGCACCUGAAAUGUAACAUACAAUACCAUAGUCGACACAACACAAGUUCACCUUUAAUGUAGAAAACAAAUUGGUCUGCAUAAUUCUAGGACUUUGUGUGAAAUAUAUGGGAUAUUAAAGCGCCCUCUCAAGGUGGAAUGGGCUGGCUACUUUGGACCGUCAAAACUGGCCAAGUUUUUCGAUUGAUACCCUUUAAGGCUCCAGAAAGAAGAAGUCAACUGAAAUUGUGAGUUGCAUUAAAGAAGACAAAUGUUGAUCCAAUACCGUUGUCUUAGAUUUAUCUUCAAUGCAAAGGCAAAAGCAUCAGCAGAAACAGUACAGUCUGCAGUGAGCAGCUGGAAUCUAAUGUUCACCAAAAACAAUGGAAAUGGCCUUUCCUUGCUUGGAUGAUAAAAAUGUCUAUGAAUAUGCAUGUCUCAUUUCUGAACCGCUUCUGCAUUUAUCACAGAACUGGGCUACUCUUAAAUAGACUGCAUGUAAGUAAAGUGUGAAUCCAAUUGGUGCAAUAUCCACUGAUGUGAUCAGCUGAUACCACCACUCUCGGGUUUCUCUUUUGAACUGCUUUCGCUUGAUAUAAAAGUCCAAGUGAAAAAGUAGAUUUCUAAGAUGACCAGUUCUACACAUGCUUCCUUGAUGCACACAUGCACUGGUGUCUCUUGCUGCCAUUGCCAUUACUGGUGUAACUAGCUGUUACUAUUUCUGCUUGCUGUUUUCUGAUAUCCAAUUACCACUCCAGCCUUCAACUGUGUGGGUUCUGUUCCUUCAGGGGAUUUGGUAUAGCAUAUCGUACUGAUCUGUAGUUGUUUUAUCAUCUGUGUAUGAUGCUUUGCUCUGGCAGUGAGCUACUCUGAAGGAGCAGAGCCUAAAGCCUAGACUAUGCAUUGCAAUUCUAUCUAAUACAUGGCUAAACGUGGCAUUUCCUUUCUGAAAUGAAGUUGUACCAGAACGGCCUAAUGUGUUCUGAGACUUUCCUAGAUUCAGUGACAGUUGAAGUACCAGCAUUCUGUUUAACACUUAUUUGGUUACUUCAUGGUUCCGUAUGUGUUAUUUUAUUGUUUUGAUGUCUUCACUAUUAUUUUACAAUGUAAAAAUAAAGAAAAACCCUUGAAUGAGUA
This is a messenger RNA of Oncorhynchus keta (chum salmon), 6470 nucleotides long. Its product is annotated as inositol polyphosphate-5-phosphatase A-like. Gene Ontology annotation, biological process: phosphatidylinositol dephosphorylation. The record is from RefSeq and is a predicted model, not a curated record. Bases 438 to 1622 code for a protein of 394 amino acids. Gene Ontology annotation, molecular function: inositol-polyphosphate 5-phosphatase activity. The transcript is spliced from 15 exons. Lineage: Eukaryota; Metazoa; Chordata; Actinopteri; Salmoniformes; Salmonidae.